CACUGUUAAAUUGUAAACAGCUGUUUUUAUUCUAGCCGCACCGAAAUUAUGGCUCUCCGUGUUUUUGGUUUAAAUUUAGUUAAAACUAACAGAAGUGUUUUGCAAAAUGUAUGUAAAACAGGUGCCACGCCCACACAGCAAACGGUCGCUCCAUAUGCAACCGAGGUGACUGUUCAGGCUUCGCCGGCUGCCGUACAAAAACAAAAGGUCAGCAAAGCAAUGAAAGCCUAUCUAAAGCGUGCCAAUGAACACGAUGAGUUCAUGAAGACGCAGCACUUGGAAUUUCAAAUUGGCAAACGUCAUUUGGCCAACAUGAUGGGCGCCGAUCCAGAGACAUUCACACAGCAAGAUAUCGAUGAAGCCAUCGAAUAUUUGUUUCCCUCUGGCCUGUUUGAUAAGAAAGCCCGCCCAGCCAUGAAAAGUCCAGAUGAGGUCUUCCCAGCCCGCAAGGCAGCCGAAUUUGAUGAGACAGGUCGUCCCUUUCACAGCAUGUUCUACACGGGAAACCCAAAUUUCUUUCAACUACUUCACGAUAUAGUUCAGGAAACGAAUAAGAUUCACGAACUAGAAGAACGCCUACUACGUCGUGGCAAUACACCCGAUGAGAAUCAGAAACUUGAUACUACUGGCUUUCAGCUUAUGCCAAAAGAUCAAUUGGAAUUAUUGCUUGUGGAAAGUAUUGCCGACAUUGAGUACUCGAAUUUCGUUAACAGUAUGGAACGUUUAAUCGCCUUACCAUAUGCCUAUAAAAGUAAAGAGUUUAUUGAACGCUUUUUGAAACCCUUAAUGGAUCAAUCGAAACAAUUGGAAAUACCAAAACCACGAAUUGAUGAGCAGGGACGUCAAUAUAUAACCACAUACGAGUGUUUGCGUAAAACGGCAAGAGCAGAUGUCACUGUACGUAUGCCAGGUACAGGCAAAAUCAGCAUUAAUGGUCAGGACAUCUUUUACUUUCCCGAGGAAAAAUGCAGAGAACAGCUACUCUUCCCACUGCAAUUUAGCCAAAUGCUGGGCAAAGUCGAUAUAGAGGCCAAUGUCGAGGGCGGUGGUCCAUCCGGUCAGUCGGGCGCCAUUCGAUGGGGCAUUGCCAUGAGUUUGCGCAGUUUUGUUGAUCAAGAAAUGAUUGAGUCCAUGCGUUUGGCCGGCUUAUUGACACGUGAUUAUCGUAUACGUGAGCGCAAGAAGUUCGGACAGGAAGGAGCACGCCGCAAGUACACGUGGAAGAAGCGCUAAAUGUGGAUCACGUGGCAUGCAAAAUGAUUGGAAGUGAAGCCGCAUUUUAUUCUUUGGAGCAAAUGUUUUAAUAAAACCCUUGUUAACUAAUA
Drosophila willistoni is the source of this 1325-nucleotide messenger RNA. RefSeq names its product 28S ribosomal protein S9, mitochondrial (gene mRpS9). Bases 49 to 1233 code for a protein of 394 amino acids. The transcript has 7 exons. Gene Ontology annotation, molecular function: RNA binding; structural constituent of ribosome. Gene Ontology annotation, biological process: translation. The record is from RefSeq and is a predicted model, not a curated record. Gene Ontology annotation, cellular component: mitochondrial small ribosomal subunit; ribosome. NCBI's taxonomy places the organism in Eukaryota, Metazoa, Arthropoda, Insecta, Diptera, Drosophilidae.